This is a messenger RNA of Puntigrus tetrazona (Sumatra barb), 7780 nucleotides long. It is a transcript of the gene pla2r1, whose product is annotated as phospholipase A2 receptor 1. Bases 340 to 4875 code for a protein of 1511 amino acids. NCBI's taxonomy places the organism in Eukaryota, Metazoa, Chordata, Actinopteri, Cypriniformes, Cyprinidae. The transcript is spliced from 30 exons. Gene Ontology annotation, molecular function: signaling receptor activity. The record is from RefSeq and is a predicted model, not a curated record.
UGUGUAUGUGUGUGCGUGAACUAACCCUUUAAGGCCGCAUGCAGUGCUAUCGAACUUUUUAAGGAUUUAUAAACAUUUAUAACAUUUUUUCAAACUGUGAAAAUGCAUAUGCGAUGCUUUGUGCAGCCCUAACCAGCGUGAACCCGCCUUUCGGUGUAACGUAAAUCGCUCGAACGAGGACUUUUUUAAUAGAAUAUUUAAUUACCGCCAUACUUUGAUCCCUUUCUGGCCAAAUGCGUGCUCAGAUACUGCGCGCUCGCGCACCGGGAAUCCAAAACGCGACGUUUUGUUUUGUUCGCGUCGCGUUCAGAGCAGACGGGGCUGUAAGAGGAGAGGAAUAUGUUUUGCCUUUUACUGCCCUAUAGAGAAACUAGUGACGUAGGGAAUCCCAAAACUCGCGGAAAGUGUGGCGAAAAACAGGCUGCAGUCCCCGCGGCGCGCUCAUCUCCAGUGGAAAUGCGAGGACACACUCGAACUCUCCGUAUUCGCUUCCACGAAGCGCUUUAUGUCCUUUAUGCGCUGUUUCGUGUCAGUCAUUUAGCUUGUGCUGCUGCGGAAGUGUCGGACAAAACUGAAGUUUGGAACAAAACUCAACUUCUCGAGCUGUACAGUAAAGGCGUUUUCCGGUUGGAGAGCGUGACGCUGAAGCUUUGCCUCGCGGCGGAUCCGUCCGGUCUGUCUCUGGUCAGCUGUGAGCCCCCGUCUGCCGCCCUGCUUUGGAAAUGGGUGUCCCGGCACCGUCUCUACAAUCUGGGCACCAGUCGAUGUCUAGGGAUCAAUUCGACCAAGCUGGUGCAGCCUGAUGUGGGCGUCUUCGACUGUGACUUUUCCCUCCCGAGCAUGUGGUGGCGCUGUGGGGGCAGCAUGUUGUACGGAGCGAUGAAUAAUAAGUUAGCGGUGGUGGACUCUAAAGUGGUGGUGAAGAAGACCGCUUUGCAUCAGUGGAGGAUUUACGGGGCGGCUGGUGAAGGGCCAUGCUCUUACCCAUAUGAAGACAUCCACACGUUACAAGGAAACUCCCAUGGCAUGACCUGCUCCAUACCCUUCAAAUACAACAAUAAAUGGUUCUGGGAUUGUACCGCUGAGGGCAGAGAGGAUCGUCACCUCUGGUGUGCCACAACUAACCACUAUGAUCAGGAUGAGAAAUGGGGCUUCUGCCCCCAUCCAGUGUCAGGCUGCAAUGAAUUCUGGGAGAGCCAUCCUGAGCUGAAUGCCUGUUAUCAGUUUAACUUGUACUCCAUCCUCACCUGGAGUCAAGCCCUUACUUCCUGUCAAGCACAGGGUGGGAGUCUUCUGUCCAUCACACAGUCUAGUGAACAAAACUAUAUUACAGGAAGACUCUCAGAUAUGGGCGUGAUGGUCUGGAUGGGAUUAAACCAUCUCAGUCAACAGGGGGGGUGGCAGUGGUCUGAUGCAUCUCCUUUGGCUCUCGUCAAUUACACUGCAGAUCUGACCUCCACGCCAGUGCAGGGGAACCAGCAGUGUGGGGUGUUUAACUCCACGCAGGGUUUCUGGCAGAGUCUGUCCUGUGAGUCAGCCUUGCCUUACAUCUGCAAAAAAGGCACAAAGUACAGCCGGAAUGCCGAGCCGCUUGAUAACUGGCAGUAUAAGGAGACGAUUUGUCCUACUGGUUGGUUGGAUCAUAAUGGGUUUUGUUACCUGUACCUGGAUGAGAAGUCAAGCUGGGACGGCUCUUCCAGCGUGUGCAAAUCUUAUGAGGCAGAUCUGGUCAGCGUCCACUCCCUCUCCCAGCAAGAACUACUACUGAAACGGCACUAUGUUGGAUCCGAGUCUAAGGUGUGGAUCGGCUUGCAUAAGGAGGAAAAACUUUCAUCAGUCCAGUGGUCAGACGGCUCUCCAGUCACAUUUACAUCCUGGAACUCUCAGGAGCCUUCCCACAGCCAUGGCGACAAACGAAUCUGCGUCACAGUAGACUUAAAGGACAGCAGAUGGCAGUUUGAUGAUUGUGAAGAGGAGCACGGCGCAAUCUGUAAGACCUCAGGUCUUGUCCCGCAGCAUCCGUCUGGAGAAUGGGAUGAAGGAUGUCCAGAGGGCUGGAAAAGGAAGAACGAAUGGUGUUAUACAAUCACAGAUCAGGAGCAGACGUUUGAGGAUGCAAUGAAAGGAUAUUACUGCAAAUCUCCUCUUGUUACUGUAGAAAGCAGGUUUGAGCAGGCCUUCCUAAACAGCCUGAUCAGUGAAAAGGGAGGCUCUGAGUCCCGAUCUUACUGGACAGCUCUGCAGGACCAGAACAGAACGGGCGAGUAUAGCUGGCUGAUGCAGAACGGCACGACGAUACCUCUCACCUACACCAACUGGAACCGACACCAACCGGUGAGUGGAGGAGGCUGUGUGGUGAUGUCUGGAGGUCAGGCUCUGGGUCACUGGGAGGUGAAAAACUGUCACGCUUUUAAGGCCCUUGCUGUUUGCAAACAGGAAGUGAGCGGUAAUGAUGAUACCGUAAUGCCUCCGCCUCAUUUAGACCCGAAUGCACCAUGUCCCGCGGGAUGGGAGAGCCGCAAAGGCCUGUCUCACUGUUACAAGGUGUAUCAUGACGAGAAGAUCCUGAUGCAUCGCACCUGGACCGAGGCUCAGUUCUUCUGCCGGGCUUUAGGUGCUGAUCUGGCCAGUUUCCAUCACUAUGAAGAUCAGGCUUUUGUUAAAAAUAUCCUCUCUAAGAUGUUCAAAAGUACAGAGGGUCGCUGGUUUUGGGUGGGCUUUACUAAGAGAAACCCUCGGUCUGACGGAGCCUGGGAGUGGUCCGACGGCACACCGGUGGUGACCUCAUUCAUGGAGGAUAUGAAUGAAGUGGACUCUCGCAUGUGUGCGGUGUACAGUGACCUCACAAACACUCUCACGCCUCACUCGUGUGACUCCAAAUAUGAGUGGAUUUGCAAGGUCCCGAGAGGUGUGCAGUUGGUCAAGCCGUACUGGUACAGCAGCCAACAUGAGCCUUGGAUGUUUUUCAGAGGAGCUGAAUAUUACUUUGCCAGUAAGCCUUUUCCCUGGGAGUCCGUCUCCUUCGCCUGUAAGAUGAUGGGCGCUGAUCUGGUUUCCGUUCACUCUAGUGAGGAGCUGAACUUCAUCAGAGAACACAUUAACAAGGAUUCAGAAUUUUGGUGGAUUGGUUUGUCGGCUAACAGUGGUCACAACGGUCUCAGCUGGACUGAUGGAUCCGCUUUGGAUUAUGAGAACUGGGAAAACGGUCAAUUUUCCCGAAAGACUGGCCAAAAUUGCAUCCAGAUGUCGUUUCACUCUGGUCAGUGGUCAGCAGUAAGCUGUAAGGAUCGACAUGGUUACGUGUGCAAGCGCAGAACGGUGUCUUUAGUGGAGGACCCACGCGAGCCUCACUAUAUCGGCAGCUGCCCAGAGAACUGGUUCUACUACGGACACAAGUGUCUGUUUCUGCAUCUCCCAGCCCUUCCGGGUGAUGGGAAAACCUGGCAAGAUGCUCGGUCCAUCUGCUCGUCCUAUCAGGGAUCGCUGGUAUCCAUAGAGGAUGAAAUUGAACAAGCCUACAUCGUCAUGCUGCUUCAUGGCUGGUCAGCGGGGGUUUGGAUUGGUGCACAGGGUCGUUUUUCCUCAAAGUGGAGCAAUGGGAAACCUGUCAGCUAUAACAAUUGGGAGGUAUCUAAUUACAAAUCUCCUGGGGAGCCUCGUUGUACUUACCUGUCCAACAGUCACAACUUCCGCGUGACAGGGCUAUGGCAAGACGACAUCUGUACUGAGAGCGUCUACGGCUUUGUCUGCCAGAAGCCGCAAGACAUCACUAAGCGUCCUACACAAUCCUAUUAUACGGCUUCCUCUCUGGACUCGUCCGAGUAUAAGAACCACAGUUACCGUAUCAUCCACGGCAACUUGAGCUGGUAUCAGGCCCAGAAGGCAUGUUUGGAGAAAGGGGCGGCACUUGUGAGCAUCACAGACCCGUUUCAGCAGGCCUAUCUCACUGUGCUGAUCAACAGGCUUGAAACCCCACACUGGAUCGGCUUGUACAGCACAGAUGAUGGUCUCUCACACCAGUGGUCUGAUGGCAGUGAGCUUUCCUUUACUUACUGGGAAGUGUCUAAUUAUUACUCAGAGGGGCCCAUGGGAGAUGGAGGCUGCGUGUCCAUGGACAUUAACGGACAAUGGAAGGACGCUGAAUGUGACAUGCUCUUAUCAGGAGCGAUAUGUUACAUGCCUCCUCCGAAAAGCGUCGCUUUCUCUUAUGAAGUAGUAUGUCCUGAGACCUGGGUGAAGUUUCGUGGGAGCUGCUAUUAUUUUGAAACAGUUCUGUUGAAGAUGACCAUGGAGGAGGCGAGAAAUGAUUGUAAAAAGAGGGGAAAUUUUUCGGAUGUUCUGACAGUUCAAGAUGAUGAGGAGAGUCGGUUCUUCCUUAAAGAGAUGUCGCAUCAUUACCAGGGGCCCCAGAAUUUAUGGCUAGGAAUUUUAUACGACACUGACACUGACUCUUUGACUCGACCGGACGGCACACCACUUUAUUACACAAACUGGCGCUCCAGAGCUCCAGACGCCGGUGACAUGCGGGCAGAUUCAUGUGUGACUCUGCGGGUUUCAGAUGCCGUGUGGCAGCUGGCCGACUGCACUGAGGGUCUGGGCUUCAUAUGCAAAACCACAACAGGUGCCAUCAAAGAGGUAGAAGUGGAGCCACUGAAAGGUGUGCACCAAGGUGUGAUCUCGGCGGCUGUGUUGGUGGCCAUCUUGCUUUUCGCUGUGGUUAUUGGAUCAACGUGGUUCCUUUACAAAAGAAACUCUCUGUGCGUCCGGAGGCUUCUGACUUUUGGCAGCGCCUAUUACAGACAGACUAGUUCCCAAGCCAGUGACCAAGAUGAAAAUGUUUUACUCCCAGACCUAGAGACACAAGCAGGGGACUAGCAGGUGUUUGUGUGAGUGUAGAUGCAUGUUUGUCUUUUGCAUGAGAGUGUGUUCGUUCAGUCAGGGAAACUGCAUUGGGAAUGAUGAAGAUAUUUUGUCCAUACUGUAGCUAGAGGAGGAUAUUGUACACAUGCAGGUCUUGUAAAGCUCCGUAACAAUCCAUUUAAAAGCAUUAUGAAAGGGAGAAAUAGGGCUUUUUUUACUUUGUCUCAUUCAGGGCAGCAACACAAUUCCUCUAGGAUGCAAUAGCUUAAAUGGGCUGGUGGUUAAAGGGACAGUUUACCCAAAAACUAAAAAUUUUGUCAUUAUUUACUCACUCUCGAGUAGUUUCAAACCUGUAUGUUUUGGGUCACCAUUGACUUCCAUAGUAUUGUUUUCCUACUAUGGAAGUCAAUGGCGACCCAAAACAGCCUGGUUGCAAACUUUCUUUAAAAUAUCUUCUGCAGAACGAAGAAAUUCAACAACUACUCAAGGGUAAGUAAAUGAUGAGGGUUUUUUUGUUGGGGUAACUAUUCCUUUAAGUGCGCUUUAAUAUUUGUCAGGGCCUGUUCACACUGUCACAAAUGUUUAGCAUUAAAAUUUCACACGCAAUUUGUUUGAAUGACACUACAGUUUCACUCUCUGAUAGCAUGUUGCUCUUAUAAAUAUUGAAGACGCUAAGCUUUACGUUUCUGACACCCGCUUUUCAUGGAAAGGAAAAUAAGCUAGUUUUAGACUGUUGUUGUGAAAAUAAGCCACCAAGUCGUAGUUUUAUAUGCGGCCACAAGAACAAAAGCAUAACUAUUAUUGUUUGUCUAGUUUUCUGCGCGGUGCAAUGGAGAAGCAUGAAACAUUCGUCUUUUUGUGAACAGGCCUUUAAACAGUCAUGAAAACGAAAUGGACCCUGUUUACUUUACAGUGCGCACGGUAUAAAAAAGAAACGGUCUGUUGAAAAGUAUGUAUAAAAAUUACUGAGUAAACCUUCAAUACAAAAAAUUAAUCAAAAUAUAGUAAUUUGCUCCACCUCUGAAACUAAUUUCCUUUUAGAUGACAUCACUAAAGCCACUUACAUUUUAACCAAUGAUUGUGUGCAAUAAAAGGGGGAGGAGUUAAUGAUAAUCCACUGUAAACUGUUGUGUGGAGCAGACACUUUUAACAUCGGGUAACUUUUUGAAACAUGCAUCGCUUUAGGAAAGUAAAAGGGGUUGCGGGUGUCAUUUCAUGAUAACUUUUAAGUGUUACUCUUUAACUUUUGCAACGAUUCAACAAUGCAACUUUUGGAUCUCUAUGAUCCUCCUAUCCAGGGUGACCUGCUCGUUUGAAGUCUAUUAAUAGUUCAUCUACAGCAGGAUGCUUGUUCUCACAAGUAGUUUGUUCUGGUUAGAACAACAAACUACAAUCAAAAAGAGCCCACGGAUGCAAAAUAAGCCACUGCACACCAAAGCGAAGCCGAACAGCUUGGCCAUGAAUAAAUGUUUACCUUGCACCGCUGGUGGUGUUAUCAGUAUUACAAUCUUAUUUUAGUAUUGUUUUCUCUCCUUUGAUACCUGAAACCGGUUUGAUCCGAAACAUUUCUCUUAGGAUUACGUGUUUGUUCUUUAUACGCACCAUGCUUUUGCACAGCUCCCAGAGCACCAGAGCCGUGUCCGUUCUUAUUCUAGCCUUUAAAAACGUUAAACCCUUUAAGUUUAAAUCCUUAAUCUUCAUUUUGCUUCUCUGUGUUUUGCUGAUCGUGCUUCGCUGACUUCUUGCAUUGUCAUAACGGAAACCAUUAGUGCUUCAUUGAUGAAUUUAUUCUAUUGCAAAAAUGUGAAUUAAGAACAUUGUUUUCAAUCAUCUAUUGUUUCUCUACAGUUUUGGGAGCACACACGAAGUUUGUACAAUUACACGCUUUGUGUGUUUCAGAAAUCUGUAUUUCCUAAUCAGCCAGGAUUAUAAAACACCCUUGCGUUUUACUGUUUUUGAAUCCAUUCAGCCGGUCUGGCAAAAGCACUUUUAGCAUAGCUUAGCAUAGAUCAUUGAAUCCAGUUAGACCAGUAGCAUCGCGUUCAAAACUUACCAAAGAAUUUUGAUAUUUUUCCUAUGUAAAACUUGACUCUCCUGUAGUUAUAUUGUGCAGAAAAUUGCUAAUUUUCAUUUCCCACUGGUCUUGGUACACAAUAUAACUACAGAAGAGUCAAAUUCUUUGGUAAUUUUUAAACGCGAUGCUACUGGUCUAAUUGGAUUCAAUGAUCUAUGCUAAGCUAUGCUAAAAGCGCUAUCGGCAGACCCGGAGAUUGGCUGAAUGGAUUCAAAAAAGGGAAAACCCAGCUUAUUAACUCUGGGGGAGUUGGAGAAUGAGCCUAUUUCCAAAAAAGCGGAGUGUUCCUUUAAUGAAUGUUAGAACUAUAUGUCAAGACAAUCAAGGCUUCAUUGUUUAGUUUUAAUCAUUGACACAGAUUUCAUAUAUUUGCAAUAAGUUUGAUAAACAGUUAUAUUUGAAUAUACAAUAAGUUCUUUCCAUUCUUACAUUUUGUAUUACUGUAAAUCUGUGGGUUUGUGUGUUUUGCUGUAUACGUGUGAUUGUGUUUUAAAGGGUCUGCCUAGUCUUACUGUGUUAUGUUUCUGUGUAACUUUUCAGGGGGUGUGGGGGUUCUUCUCUAAUUUUCAAGAACACUUGAUCAGUUUAAUGUGACCAAAUGUAUUUUCAGUGUUUCACCUGAUAUAUAUUUUUUUUAUAUUAAAUUCUCCACUUGAACUGAUCGUGACUUUUGAGCAGAGAACCGGAAAUGUAUGCAGUGAAUCUAUAAUCAAACACACAAUUAUAAAAUACAAAUGAGAAACAAAUAUUUUGUACCUUUUGUUUAAAAAGUUAGUUAUAUUAGUCGCAGGCUAUGACAAAUUUAAGAAAACAACAACACAAAAUAAAAAGCUCAAGUUAAAGUCA